AUGGCUAGUUCGAGCAAUGAAACGGUAAAUUUCUGGAAUAUGAUUCCUCCAGGUUUUCGGUUUGACCCAAAAGAUGAAGAAUUGAUUACUCAUUACCUAGUUCCCAAGAUUAAUGGCAAAGCUUUGCCACCAAACAAGAUGCAUGAGACUAUAUUGUAUGUGUAUUAUGAACCGGAAAGUGAGAGGACUUGGUAUUUUUUCACAAGAUUAGAAAGAUUAUAUGAAAACGGGAGUCGACCUAGAAGAUCCGCUGGCAAUGGUUAUUGGAAGGCUACCGGAGUGGAUGCAACAAUAAGGAACAAACGAUUGGAUGGUUGGGUGUUAUGUAAGGUUUAUAGACUUGCUAGAGAUGUCGAGGUUGGAGCUCUAAACCCGGGUCAUCAAGAGGAGCAGCAUCUUCAUCAACAGGAGGAGCAGCAUCAAGCUAUUGAACAACAUGUUGGCCUAUAUAAUGGAGAGAUAAUCAUCACUUCCUUAUUCCAGAGGUCGAGGAUAGUUUUGAACAUCAACAACGCAAUCAAGAUAUGCCGCAAUUUUUACCAGAUGAGUUGGAGUUUUUACGCAACAUUUAUCCAUGUUGAGAUCCAGAAUGAAAAGUAUUUGUAUGUAUAUAUGUACGAUUACUGUGUACAGUUGUGGAGUUGUGGUUAA
Chenopodium quinoa (quinoa) is the source of this 651-nucleotide messenger RNA. RefSeq names its product NAC domain-containing protein 53-like. Gene Ontology annotation, biological process: regulation of DNA-templated transcription. Gene Ontology annotation, molecular function: DNA binding. NCBI's taxonomy places the organism in Eukaryota, Viridiplantae, Streptophyta, Magnoliopsida, Caryophyllales, Amaranthaceae. Bases 1 to 651 code for a protein of 216 amino acids. The record is from RefSeq and is a predicted model, not a curated record. The transcript is spliced from 3 exons.